This is a messenger RNA of Meloidogyne enterolobii, 635 nucleotides long. Lineage: Eukaryota; Metazoa; Nematoda; Chromadorea; Rhabditida; Meloidogynidae. The record is from the annotation of a GenBank genome assembly.
UUUUUAUAAAAUAAUGAAUUAUUUUAUUUUCCCAAAUUCAAUGAUUCCGAUUUUCUUGCUUGGUUACUCGUUAUUUACUGCUAAUUUUUCUGUAGUAUCACCCAAACAUUCAAAUAUAAAUGGUAAAAAAUAAACAAAAAAUAUUAAAUUUAAUUAAAAGUUUUGGGGCAAAUGAAAUUCGUCCAAAACGAGACGAAGAUGAUGAUACUCCUUUACAUGAUGAUGAAGAAAUUGAAAAAUCUGAUAUUUCUUCUUUUAAUUCUUCUGAUAUAGAAAGUCCUUGGAAUAAUUCAAAAGAGAAAAAUAUCAACGUUAAAAAACGUUCCCCUUCAAAAAUAAAUUCAUCUGAAAAAAAACAACAUGAACAACAUAAAAGAGAAGUUGAGGGAAUCUCGAAUGGAGAGAAAGAGGACGAAAAAGAAAUUACUUCAGAUAAUGAAAGUGGAUCUGUUGAAUUAAAAAAUGUUGGGGAAACAUCAGGCCAACAAGAAGGAGAGGAAAUAAAAAAUGAGACAAUGAAAGGGCGUAACACUCGUUCAGUUGGUGGACUUGCUCACCGUUCCCGUGGGGCAGGUCAAAAAGGCCAACAAAAAUCACAGGCUGGACGAGGCCCAAAAAGUGAAGAAAUUGACUAA